AUGUGCCGAACCGGACCCGUGAUUGUGGCGUCCCUCCACCGCGGCCUGGUGUGUGAAAAUAAGCUGGAGAGCUGUGGGUUCUGUUACGGCCUGGGAAACAACCUCAGCGUGCACCUCGUCCUGAUGGGGAGUCGCAACAUGUGGCCCGCGUUCUCUUCCCCGGGCAGAACCAUCUGUCCCCAUGUGCAAAAACCCUGCCCCCGCAACACUGGGACUGGACGCAACCCAGCCCGCAACCCAGCCCGCAACCCAGCCCCUAACCCGGUCUCUAACCUGGCCCGCACCCCAGUCCGUCAUCCCAGCCCGCACUGCAGCCCGCACUGCAGCCCGCACUGCAGCCCACACCCCUGCCCGCAACCCGGCCCACACUGUGACAAAUUUCUGUAA
Molecule: messenger RNA, 387 nt
Organism: Knipowitschia caucasica
Lineage: Eukaryota; Metazoa; Chordata; Actinopteri; Gobiiformes; Gobiidae
Source: the annotation of a GenBank genome assembly